Phytophthora nicotianae INRA-310 is the source of this 855-nucleotide messenger RNA. RefSeq lists its product as hypothetical. The transcript has a single exon. Gene Ontology annotation, cellular component: mitochondrial inner membrane. NCBI's taxonomy places the organism in Eukaryota, Oomycota, Peronosporomycetes, Peronosporales, Peronosporaceae. Bases 118 to 348 code for a protein of 76 amino acids. Gene Ontology annotation, molecular function: proton-transporting ATP synthase activity, rotational mechanism. Gene Ontology annotation, biological process: proton motive force-driven mitochondrial ATP synthesis. The record is from RefSeq and is a predicted model, not a curated record.
AUUCAAUUUCGAAUUGUGAUCCGCCGCCUGUGGCUGUGCUGGUCUCUUCGCCCCCUUUGCCACACAACCGUCUAACAAGCGCUUCGGAUCCUCUUAACUUCAGAGACUACAGAGACAAUGGCCAGCAAGGGAACGUCGUUGUGGCGCAUGGCGGGUGUGUCGUACCUGCAGUACGUGAACAAGUCGGCGGGUGUGCUUCGUGCUGCCCUCAAGGAGCCUGUCAAGAGCACCGUCGAGGCCCGUUCCAAGGUUGAGUUCGCUGGCUUCAAGUGGGCCAACGGCGACCGUGGCGAGCGCGUGGACAUCGACUCGAUCAAGACGAUCGCUGAGGCAUUCAAGAAGGCGUAAGAUGCUGCUGUCUAUAGCAGUUGAGAACGUUAGCUUCAAGAUUUCCAAGAAAAACAGAGCGUCAAUGGAGUGAGAAGAUGAAGGGGGCGGGCUACCUCUAUGUGUCUCUUAGUGGAUCAAUGGUGAAGUUUUCAUCCUUCUCUUCUUGCUUCUUGACAGAUAACUAAAUGCUUUGAAAGGCUCUUGUAGCCCGAUAUGUUUCGGACGCCCCCAUGGUCGUUGUUUCUUCAUUAAAUGGAUGUGUAUUUAGAUUAACUUAGGCAAUAUGCAUGGAUGAGAUGCAGACAGUGGCGAGACACGAGCGAAUCUGCUGAAACGACACAACAAAUGGCACGGAUAGUCUGCAACGUCGACGAGUUAAUGAAGAUAAGCGUCUCCGUCCAUCACGCGGAGAUAAGACGCACGCGCAUACUUGUGGCGUCUGUACGAGUCCUUGGCGUACUGGUAUCCUAGCACUGGCGGCAGCACUACAACAGCAAGUCCUGCUCCGGCAACAGCCACGACUGC